UGUUUGGUCACACAGCUGGGCCGGUGCCAUGGUUACUGGGAACGCAGCAGGUUACAGUAACGGUCGGCGUGCACGCGCAGAAAGAUACCCGUUGUUUGAAUGGAUUCAUUUGCUGAAUUAUGCUGCCGGAGUUUUAGUUUUGGUUAAUUAUAAAAUGACAUAAAAAUAGAUGCUGUUUUUUUUAAGGAUCCUGUUUAUUAACAUCAGUUCGUGUAUAGUCAUCAAAUCCUAAACUGGAACCAUGAGCCGUGAAGUUUUUGGAGACCGUCUGCCUCCAUUCGUGCGUAAUCUCACCUGCAACAUUCUUGCGCAAGACCCACGCUUCAGCAGUCAGGUCAUAACGGCUCUGGCGGGAUCUCUAUAGGAACAGCGCGCGCGCGCGCACACACGCACAAGGUCUAAUUACUGGACUUUGUGCUGGUGCAGCCUACACGUGAGACGGAAGCUGUUCUCGACCAGAGGCGCGCGUGCGCUCUAACAACACAGCCGACGGCUUUUGCAAAGUGGCAGCUCAGGCGUCCACAGCCAUCAUUCUGAAUCGCAGCUCCGCUGGAGGACACACACUCUGCUCAUCCUUUCCUUCAGCUGUCCCUCCGUGUGGGAGUCCCGAGCACCUCCCUUCCUAGUGAAGCUCAGAACCGGAUCGCCAUUAGUGGAAAAGUGAUGGAUGAAAGAAUACCGCACUUACAGGACAGGCAGUUCAUGGAGCACGCGGAUUUAUUAGGGAUGGAUUUCCCUCCACUGUACAUGUGCAAAUCUAAAAGAGGCAUAAAGCGGGAGGAUGGAGGGAAGGACGCGUACAAAUUACCGCACCGGCUGAUCGAGAAGAAGAGGAGAGACAGAAUCAACGAGUGUAUUGGUCAGCUGAAGGAUCUGUUACCUGAACAUCUGAAGCUUUCGACGCUCGGUCAUCUGGAGAAGGCGGUUGUCCUGGAGUUAACUUUGAAACAUUUGAACGCGCUGACUAAUGUCACCGAGCAGCAACACCAAAAGAUCAUCGCUCUACAGAAUGGAGACCGCUCCAUGAAAUCCCCUGUGCAUGCUGAUCUGGACGCAUUCCAUUCCGGGUUCCAGACCUGUGCCAAGGAGGUUCUGCAGUUCCUGAGUCAGUUUGAGAAUUGGACUGCCAGAGAGCAGCGGUGCGCGCAGCUCAUCAACCACCUUCACAAGGUGCUGGCGCAGUUUCAGCCCGACGCGCCGCCGCUCCAGCACCAGCUGCCCGCCGGGGACGCACAGGACGCGCAGAGGUCUGACAGCCAAGCCAACUGCGUCCCGGUCAUCCAGAGGACCCAAGGCGGAGAGCUUAACGAGAACGACACGGACACGGACAGUGGAUACGGCGGAGAAGCCGAAAAGAGUGACGGGAAGGAAAAGGAAUGCGAGCGCAACGGCAAGGCGCAGAGAGCUGUGAAGAUCAAGCAAGAGUUUGGAGAUGACCGAGCUGCCAAAAAGACAAAGAUGUGCUGGUCUGGGAACGUGAUCGGAGGCGCGGACUCAAUCAGGCCAGAUGUGGCAUUCAUGAACUCUCUGAUGGGAAUAAGCACUGUGGGUCAGCAGACACCGAUCUGCAUGCCUUUCUACUUCAUCAACCCAUCAGCCGCGGCGCCUUACAUGCCUUUCAUCGAUAAGAACAACAUUGAGAAGUACAUGUACCCGGCGGCGGCUGCGCUCGCGUCCCCGUUCCCUUGGCUGUAUCCCGCACACGCGUCAGCGGCUGCGGCCGCAGCGGCUGCGGCCGCCUUCCCCGGUCUGACCGCGCACUUCGGAGUCUCGCCUCAGACCAAGGACUCCCUCCCUUUAAACCACAGCGGAUCACGCGAGGCUGAGACAGGCUCACCUGAAGAGGGCGAGGAAAUCCCCGCGAGUGACGACGGAGACAGUGACGUGGGCGACGCGUCCCCGGAGCGCAAGAACAGUCCAGACCCGACAGCUUGUCAGACGAGCUAAAACGUCUGUAUACCUCUGCAGUGUGGUGACGAGUUGAUGUAUUUACAUUUUUUAAACCGAGUUAGUUUUUAAAAACGGAGUUUCACUGAAAAGUCUCUCAUGUACAAACUUUUGGUGAAACUGCAGGACAGUUUGUGACUGCGCGUGCCUUUUGCACUUAUUUUCAUUUAAACAAUCUGAAUGAUCGACAAUGAUUGACACCCCGCAGCUGUGUUGUUGCUGUUUUUUAUCCUCUUUGAUAAAAAAUAUUUUGACAUGGCAGCAAUGGUGCCAAAAGCUCUGAGUAACUCAGCAGGACUCCGACUAGUGAUCCGGCUGACCCCUGCCUGUCAGCUGGCAGACUGACUGUAAAUAUUGAGGAAUCGGACUCAUUACUGUGUAAAUGUGCUCUAAAUGAGAAGUGCUCCUGAACCCUCAUUACCUCACUUCAGCUUUGCACAGGCUGGUUGGAAGACACAUUUCUGCCCCUCCUGAGGACAAAAACCCAGAAUGCUCCCAACAUCUGAAUAAACCCAUCUUAUUGAGCAAUUAUACAUUUAAACGAAAAAAGAAAAGAGUAUGACAACUAAUUUCCUUCGGUUCAUCUUGAUAAAAGUCGAUAAAAGCAUUAAAAUGAGCUAACUGGAAGAAGUAGGAGUUCCCAAACUGAAGCAUUUCCUCCUGGAGGUGCAGGAACCGCCUGCAAACCUCCAGGAAACAUUGUAGGAUAGCACCUUAAUGAUCUUUAUUGAAUGUACCUGUAUUUUCCCAGCUGUUUCAAUGUAGGAUGAGACGUUAAGUGCACUUUUUUUCUGCUUUCUCGCCCCAGUCAAUCACUGUUCUUUUAGAAAUUUCUCUUAUGUUGAGGCGUCUCGAUAGAAAACUCCGGCCACCAACACCUGAGUGGAUUUGGGAGGAUUUCAUGCAUCAGAGUGAUCCACAAGUCUUACAAAUUUCAUAAAACACUUAAUCAUAUCAAACUCAAUCUCCCAAAAUUGACAAAUUUUAAAAGAAUGAUGAUUAUUAUGUUAAAGUGUGAAGAUGUGAAGAACUUGGCCUCUUUUUUAACAGAUCCCUCCAAAUGUAAUCCUUUUUUUACAUUUCACCUGUAUGAUUAAGCACAGAGUCAUUGUAUUUUGCAGUCAUUAUGAAGCUUUUGCAGUUUGAAUCAUCUGUUUUUUGCCUCACAUCACUUAGAAGAAGUGGCAUGUGUGUGUGUACAUAGUUUUUGCGAUUAAGUAAACACGUCCUUGUCAAUGUUGUAGACGUCUAUGGAUUUCUUUUCUCUUUUUUAAAGAUUAAACUGAGCAACUGUUGCACAUUUCGUUGGCGCUUUACACGUAUGCUGUUCUAAAUUAUUGCUGAUGAGUUGUAAGAAUAAACAUCCAAAACUAUAAA
Nothobranchius furzeri (turquoise killifish) is the source of this 3324-nucleotide messenger RNA. RefSeq names its product basic helix-loop-helix family, member e41 (gene bhlhe41). Gene Ontology annotation, cellular component: nucleus. NCBI's taxonomy places the organism in Eukaryota, Metazoa, Chordata, Actinopteri, Cyprinodontiformes, Nothobranchiidae. The record is from RefSeq and is a predicted model, not a curated record. Gene Ontology annotation, molecular function: RNA polymerase II cis-regulatory region sequence-specific DNA binding; DNA-binding transcription factor activity, RNA polymerase II-specific; protein dimerization activity. Gene Ontology annotation, biological process: regulation of transcription by RNA polymerase II; regulation of neurogenesis; circadian regulation of gene expression.